UUCCGGUUGAAAACCUUAUUAUUGGAAGUGUUGUGUUGAUUUAAUUUUUUCUUAUUAAUCUUACUGUUUCUGAAAUGGGCAAGAAGAAUAAAGACAAGAAAAAAGGUAAAGGAGCGGAAAAAACAGCAUUAAAAACAGAGAAGAAACUAUCCAACAAGCUGAAAAAGGAGCUGAAGCUCAAAGGAGAGGAUGAUAUCGAAGUCGUUGUAGCUCAAAUUGAAAAAGAAGAGAAGAAAAGGCAAAAAGUAGUUGAUAAAGUAAUUGAUCCUCCUUCUCGAAGACUGAACUUUACAUUCAUUGCCCACCCAGAUAAGGAUCAACUGAUUAUGUUUGGUGGAGAAUUUUUUGAUGGACAAAAGACAUUUGUUUAUAACGAUUUGAUAUUUUAUAAUAUAACGAAUAAUACAUGGAAUAUUGUGAAAGCUCCUGGUGCACCACCACCAAGAUGUGGGCAUCAGAUGGUUGCGACAUCUGCAAAUGGUGGCCAAUUAUGGGUUUUUGGAGGAGAAUUCACCAGUCCUUCCCAAUCUCAGUUUUAUCAUUACCAAGAUUUAUGGUUAUACUCUAUCUCAGAAAAGAAGUGGGAGAAAAUAAUUGCUCCAAAUGGACCUAGUGCAAGGAGUGGACAUAGAAUGGUACUUCUUAAAAAGAAAUUAUUCGUAUUUGGUGGAUUUCAUGAUAAUUUGAGAUCAUAUAGAUAUUUCAAUGAUGUGCAUAUCUUCGAUUUAGAAAAAUAUGAAUGGAAAAAAUUAGAUGUAGGUGGAAUUGCUCCCUCACCUAGAUCUGGCUGUGUAAUGCUCCCCAUUCAAGAUGGAAGAAUCCUGAUUUAUGGUGGUUAUAGUAAAGAAAAUAUCAAAAAAGAUGAAGAUAAGGGACUAGUUCACUCAGAUUCUUUCUUAUUGCAACCAGACAAAAACGACCCUACUGGAGAAAAAUGGAAGUGGAUUCAUAAAAAAAUCGGUGGCACCUAUAUCUCACCAAGAUGCAGUAUGUCUUCAACAAUAAGUUCAAGUAACUCAAUUGGAUAUUGUUAUGGUGGAGUAUUUGAUGUGGAGGAUGAAGAAGAGGAUUUGGAUAGCCAAUUUUUCAAUGACUGCUGUUUGUUAGAUACAGAUAAAAUGCAAUGGAAGAUUAUGCAACCCACAGGAGGAAAAUCGAAAACAAAGCCUAUUGAAGAUAUAGAAGUUCAAGAUGUUGAAAUGCCAUUGGAAAUACCAACCCCAAAAGAGGUUUCAAAUGAUGGUGUAUUCACAGUAACUGUAGGGCCAGCAAUACAUACAUCUUCUGCAACAAAAACUCAAGAUGAGAAAGUUCUGUUGUUCCAGCCCUGCCCAAGAAUUAACUGUGGUUUAGCAAUUAGAAAAGGAACUUUAUAUUUGUAUGGAGGGAUGUUUGAACAAGGGGAAAAACAAAUAACUUUGAAUGACUUUUACUCAAUUGACAUCAAAAAGUUCAAUGAGUGGAAGACAAUAAUAGAAGAUAAGAAUUCAGAGCUAUCGUGGAUUGGGUCCGAUUCUGAAGAUGAAGAAGAUGGAGAAAGUUCUGACUCUGAAGAUUCUGAUUCUGAGGAAGAAGAUUAGAUUCUAUUGUAAAAAUAGAUUUAAUAUACAUAUGUACAUAUAUAUUUUUUACCUUUGGGGUAUAGUUGUUGAACCUCACAUUCUUUGUGAAUAAAGAAUCCUUAAAAACU
Messenger RNA from Coccinella septempunctata (seven-spotted ladybird), 1690 nucleotides. RefSeq names its product kelch domain-containing protein 4. Gene Ontology annotation, molecular function: protein binding. Lineage: Eukaryota; Metazoa; Arthropoda; Insecta; Coleoptera; Coccinellidae. Bases 75 to 1580 code for a protein of 501 amino acids. The record is from RefSeq and is a predicted model, not a curated record. The transcript is spliced from 5 exons.